GUUCUUACCAAAACACACAGCUGCUAAGCGGUUUGUUCUACCAUUUCCCAGCAGCUACAUGUUCGAGUACGAGUUUGAUGAUCCCGUAAAUGACCAAGGAUACACCAUUGAAAAUCCAGGUGCAACAGUGACACGAGCAGAAGGUGCACCGGUGUUUGUAGAGGGAGAUUUGAACGGUGCAUCGGAUGCGCUUGAAAUAAUCUCAGCCAACCCAAUACAUGUUCACGGAAUUGUUCCAACUCAAUCCACACAAGCUGGUAAUGGUCGAGCGGGCUUUGGUCUUCCCUCACUUGAACAGUGGUCCUCUAGACAACAUUUCUACGCGAUGGAAGGAAAGAAAUACGAUCUUAUUUUCGUCUCUCACAAAGGCGACAUGGAUGAUAUAAAGUGCACAGACACAACAAGUGAUCAUACCUUUUCCUCCCGAUUUGCGGGAUCCUUCUCCUCCAAGCCAGGUGACCUAUUAGAUAACGACUGUGAUGGAUUUACGGACGAGGAGGUGUUGAAUGGAGAAGAUGAUGAUGGUGACGGCGAUAUCGAUGAAGACUUGGCUCUUAGGGAAAUAUUCGAACGAGGUAUAAAAGUUAAUGAACUAUUUUACGAUACAACCAACCCGUCCAAUGCUAAAAACUUCAUUAUAGUCGAUGGGUGUCAAGAGUUUAAACCGGUAACUGAAAGCAUUGGUCAUUUUACUCUGAACACGGCACUGAGCGAUGUUUUUGACGACUACUGGGUUAUUGAAACUAACCCAUUCAGCGCUUUUAAGGUAGCCGAUGCACCGUCCCUUUUCUUUGGAGUGAAAUAUGAAGUGUGUUACGACGGGGACCUGCCAACCACGUGUGCCCAACCCACGAUUGCAUCAUGCGCUUCGGCUCAGAGAAAAAGAAGGGACAUUUCUGGCGCCAUCUCUGAACACUUUGCCUCUGUUCAUGUGUCAAUUAGCGGGAACAGGACGGAUGAGUACGGUUCUUCAAAUACAAAGGAACAUAGCAAAGUCAUAACCGACGAGCACUCAUGUGAAAAAGACACCAACUUUUGGUUAUCCAUUGCUGGACUUGGCGCUAUCUCUUUGAUGGAACUGUUUAUGAUUGGUGGAAUGAUGUGGUACAAACGUCACGUGAUGAGACUGUUGCAGUAGAUGGACCCGAACAGUCGAUGAGACCUUGAUUGGAUACAGAAUAUCGGACACAUUUCUAUUUUCCAUAAUAAAAUACUACGAACAAACAAACUUUAUUGGAUCAUCUUCUAUUCUAAAAUUUAAUGAAGUUAUUUUUUGAAAUAAUACUAGUUCACCAUUUUUUUUGCAUUUAAAGAUACAAUUGCUGAAAGAAGAAAUAGUUGUAUUCCCUCAAUUAUUUUAAUCUGUACAUUUUUAACAAAUAAAUUUUAUUCUGAAAAUGAAAAAAAAUGCUAUUAAAAUAUUCCAUUUCAAAAAUCAACAUAAGAGUUAGUCCAAUUUUUGGAUAUGUUAAUCAAAUAAUCGUGUUAAUUAAAAACGCAACUUAAAGGGACCCGCUCAUGUCUUUGGACCAAAACUUAGUUUUCCCGGUUAUGCAUCUUCAAUCAUAUAUGCUAUCAUUAUUUUACUCCAUGAUGUUGAAAUUGUAUGAAAAUACAAUUAUAAUAUUAAUAUCGGUUUUAGUGAUAUGCAAUCCCACGCGGGUAAAAAGUCAAAAACAAAUAAGAAAAUCGACGCCUUAACCACUAGGCCACCGGGGGAUAUGAAUGAGAGGGAUAUAUUGACCUUUUAUAAAUACAUUUAUAGCAGCACGUGAUGAUGUUAAUCAAUCGAAUCACGCAACAACGAAUCGUUCAAAGCCGAUUUAAUCGCAAAUAAAAUCGGCGUAUUUCAGGAUAUCAUUUGAGCAAAUGUCAACGUUUGCUGAAGGAAUCCAGGAUUCGUUGUACAAGUGUUAACACUUCUCAUGAUUUGCCACACUUUAUUUCGUAAAAAAAUAAAUUUAACAUGAGCAA
Molecule: messenger RNA, 1974 nt
Organism: Mya arenaria
Lineage: Eukaryota; Metazoa; Mollusca; Bivalvia; Myida; Myidae
Exons: 11
Coding region: 59-1138 (359 amino acids)
Source: RefSeq, a predicted model, not a curated record